Messenger RNA from Spinacia oleracea (spinach), 1801 nucleotides. RefSeq names its product cytochrome P450 CYP72A219. Lineage: Eukaryota; Viridiplantae; Streptophyta; Magnoliopsida; Caryophyllales; Amaranthaceae. The coding region runs from base 30 to 1598 and encodes 522 amino acids. The record is from RefSeq and is a predicted model, not a curated record. The transcript is spliced from 5 exons. Gene Ontology annotation, molecular function: iron ion binding; heme binding; oxidoreductase activity, acting on paired donors, with incorporation or reduction of molecular oxygen.
AAAGAUUUUACACACAAAAAAACCCAAAAAUGGAAACAGUGACAGCAAGUUCUAUUUUGAUAUCAUUGGUUUGUGUACUAGUUGUGACAGGGUUAAUCAAAGCAGUGAACUGGGUAUGGCUGAGGCCGAAGAAACUGGAAAAAAAGUUCAGACAGCAAGGUUUGAAUGGUACUUCUUACCAGUUCUUGUUUGGAGACAUGAAAGAUUACUCGUCCAUGCGCAGUCGGGCCUUAGAAAGCCCCAUGGAGUGCUUCUCCAAUGAUUAUUUUCCGCGUGUUGAACCUCUCCGCCAUAAGGUUGUCAGCAAAUGUGGAAAGGACUACUUCGUCUGGGCUGGUCCUAUACCAAUGAUAAACAUCUCAAAGCCAGAGUUGAUCAGAGAAGCUUUAACGAAGAUGCAAGAUUUUCAAAAGGCAAAGUGGAACCCCAUUAUUGACAAGCUUUUUCCAGGGCUAGUUUGCUACGAAGGAGAGAAAUGGUCUAGACACCGAAAGAUCAUCAACCCAGCCUUCCAUGUGGAGAAGUUGAAGCUUAUGCUACCAGCAUUCCGGGAUAGUUGUGCUGACAUGAUCAAUAAAUGGGAGCUGAUAGUACCUAAAGUGGGUUCAAGUGAGCUAGAUGUGUGGAUGGAUCUUAAGAAACUCACUGCUGACGUGAUAUCUAGAGCAGCAUUCGGAAGCAACUAUAAGGAGGGACAAAGGAUAUUUGAACUUCUUACGGAACAAACUGAUUUAGCUCUUCUUAUGAUAGAAUCAGUUUAUAUACCAGGAAUGAGAUACAUUCCAACAGCAAGAAAUAGGAGAUUCCAGGAUGUUGAAGAUCAAAUACAUACUGCGUUGCGCGCAAUUAUCAACAAGAGGAAGAAUGAAAUUGAGGCAGGAGGAGCAGUAAAACCUGACCUGUUAGGAAUACUCAUGGAUUCCAAUUCAAAAGAAAUUCAACAAGCUGUUGGAAAUAACAAGAAUCAGCAAGUUGGGAUGAAUCUUGACGAAGUAAUUGAUGAGUGCAAACUAUUCUACUUUGCUGGACAAGAAACUACUUCGGUACUUUUAGUUUGGACAUUGGUUUUAUUGAGCAAACACCAAGAUUGGCAAUCACGAGCACGAGAAGAAGUCCUGCAGACAUUUGGGGACAAUGUUCCAGACUUUGAAGGGUUAAGCCAUUUGAAGACAGUGACUAUGAUCCUGUAUGAGGUCCUCAGGCUCUAUCCACCAGCUAUGCAACUGACAAGAUCUAUUCAUAAAGGUACAAAUCUAGGUGGGUUAUCACUUCCUUCAGGAGCUAUAGUAACUUUCUCGGUGCAUUCUGUUCACCGAGAUCAAGAACUUUGGGGUAAUGAUGCGCAUGAAUUUAAGCCAGACAGGUUCUCUGAAGGAAUUUCCAAGGCAGCUAAAGGAAAUAACUCAUUUUUUCCCUUUGGUUGGGGACCCAGAAUAUGCAUAGGGGAAAAAUUUGCGAUGACUGAAGCAAAAAUGGCAUUAUCCAUGAUUCUACAACGCUUUUCCUUAGAACUCUCCCAAUCCUAUGUUCAUGCACCCAUGAAUGUUAUGUUUCUACAGCCUCAACAUGGUGCUCAGAUAAUCUUACACCGACUUUGAUGGUAUACAAUCAGAAAGUAUAGAUUUUGCACAUUUGCACCUCUUAACUUCAUUUAUUUUGUUUGAUAAAUGGUCAUUCAGAAUGUUCUCCUUACUGCUGGUAAUUGGUUUCAAGAAUAAUUGGCCACUUCCUUAUUUGCGCUACGAGUGUAUCUGUAAAAAAUUCUAAAGAUAAAGUUCAUCUGUUCUCUUCCAUUCUCCAC